Bombus huntii is the source of this 5049-nucleotide messenger RNA. RefSeq lists its product as uncharacterized. Bases 458 to 1372 code for a protein of 304 amino acids. The record is from RefSeq and is a predicted model, not a curated record. Gene Ontology annotation, molecular function: catalytic activity. NCBI's taxonomy places the organism in Eukaryota, Metazoa, Arthropoda, Insecta, Hymenoptera, Apidae. The transcript has 2 exons.
CAGGUGCAUGGAGUCGGGUCACGUGCUCCGGGACUGCACAUCGACGGCCGACCGGUCGGAGCGCUGCUACCGGUGCGGGGCGGAAGGACAUCGUUCCAGGGACUGCUCGGCGCGAGUACCUAAGUGUCCGUUGUGCGCGGACCUGGGACUGCCCGCGUCGCACCGUUUGGGGUCACCGGCAUGCAAACCGCCUGCCCGUAAAAAGAGGGCCGCACAGGAAGCAAGGACCGUUCCAGGCGACAGCGGGAACGCGGCGACGAGGAAGGAAACGAUGCCGCCGUCAACUGGCCCCACGAAGGCCAGAAGAAAGGACGGAGAAGUCGGACACACCGAUUGCGAGGGGAACGGCCCGGAGGAGGCUAUGGAGACGGACCCUUGCCCGACGUGAGCGGAAGAAGAGGAGAAGGAACUGCUCCUUCAGUGCAAUCUUAACUGCUCCCGCCGGGCUCAGGACUUAAUGUUCCAGAGCCUGACGGAGCGGCGGAUCGGUCUGGCAGCGGUGGCCGAGCCGUACAGCAUUCCCGACGCGUCACGGGGCGCUGAGGAUCUGAUCGGCCCGGUCGCCAUAUUCUGGACCGGAAUCGCGAGAAGCCCCUCCUGCUCGGUGAUCGAGCAGGGACGGGGCUUCGUGGCCGUGAAAUGGGGCGACCUGGCUGUGGUGGCCGUCUACGUGUCGCCCAACAUCAGCCGGACAGAAUACGCCUGCUUCCUGGGCGGUCACGCGGCUUGCGCGAGGCGUUUGGGCGCCUGCCCGUCACUGGUCCUCGGGGACUUCAACGCCCACCCCACGGCAUGGGGCUCCCGCAGGACCAACGGAAGGGGGCGCGACGUACUGGACUGGGCGGCCGCACUCGACCUCCGGCUUAUGAACCGGGUGUCGUCCAUCACGUGCGUGGCGUGGCGGGACGACACCAUAGUGGACCUCACAUGGACAAACCCUGCCGCUCCCCCCCCGUGGUUCCGGUUAGGAGGUGUUCCCGGAGGAGACCCUCUCGGACCAUCUCUACAUCUUGUUGAAGGUGGCGGUUGGCGGCGCGAUGGGCGACCGUUCGUUGGGUGCGCGCGGGCCCAUCGGCUCACCGGCCAUCAGGGUAGUGAGGGGCUUUCGCACCAUUUCGGCGGCAGCAGCGGCGGUGCUCGCCGGGUUUCCCCCGUUCGAAUUGCAGGUCCUGAGGUGUCGCGAGAUUUAUCUCCACCCUCGGGGUUUGUCGGGCGGGGGCGGCCCGGUGUGUCGUUCACGCCGCUUUCCAGACCUCUCUCGAUCGCAGCCGUGACGAUUAUCGUGGAGGUUUUAGUCGGCACUACCACGCCGCUUUUCCCCAGAAGCGGUCUGGUGUCAAAGCAGAUUUCCUCCACGUUAAUAAAAAAAUAAGUGUGCAUUGGCUUACGGAAGAACAAGUCAUUGCACUUGCACGUUUAUACUCAGUAAUAGGUUUACGUUGCAUUGCUCAUCGCGUCGGUAUGCCACAUAUAGUGUGUUGUAUAAUUCACAUUAAUUUAUAAUUAAUUUUAAGAAAAUAAAUAAGAAAAAUGACUACAGAUAUUCCGGAAUAACGCCCACGCUAGUGGAAGAAAUUAUUGUCGCUGGAUACUCCGGGAAUUACAUCAGAAUUGGACUUUUCUACAUUCUCAUAUUAUAUUUUACUCCUCAGAAGUACGAAACGCAUCGAAACAUUUGAUUUUCUCAUAAUUGUAAUAUCAAUAUGCAUCAGCAAACAAACAAAUGAUAAUAUCGAUUACAUGCUUUACUAAAUAUGUAAAACUUACAUAAUUAAGAUCGGUUUCAGCAAUAAUAACAUUUUUUUAUCAUUUUCCAUGAAGUCCAUCUACAACCAAUGGUUCUUUUCAGACUUUUGUUCCUCGGGAUGGAUAUUAUACAACGCAAUAAAAAAACUUAAUCUUGAAGAUGGUGCUCAAGAUCAAUUUUGCAAUCAACUUUUUCGACAGAAUUCCACCGAUUCAAAGGUGUAGAAUGUUGUACAUACAUAUAUGUAUACAAAAAUUGCAAAAAAUUAGAAGGAAAAGAAAAAAUAAGUUAUAAAGUUAAAAUUUGGAACCAAUUUGAGCUAUUACAGAUGAUUUGUGUUUUAUUUUGUUUUGUGUUUUUUUUCCGGCUUUUAGCUGCAGAAAUAUAUAUGUACUUAUAUGUAUAUAUUUUACACGCGGCUGUAAAUUCUAUGAAAAGAAUAAGAAAGGAAAAAGAAUCCAAGUCGAGAUCUUCGACUAAUUGUAGAUUGUUCGAUCGAUGACUGUUUCAUUUUCAUAUAUAUAUGUCGGAUUAGGGUUGGAAUUUUGGGUUAGGUCCCCAUUCGAUGAACCUUAGGUCAUUCGAUGAACCUUCGCUCAAAUUUACCAUCGCAGAUAUAGCUGAUAUUUAUUGGUACAAAUGUGGGCACUACAAGAGGCUAUAAGUAAUAGCGGCGAUGGUCAAGAUGUUGAUGACAACGAAUUCAGGUUCGACAACGAAUCCACGGUCCACGGGAUGACGAAUGCGAUACACGUAUAACUCCACGUACAAGUAAAAGUUAUCUGCAUGAACUCUACCAAAAUCCAAGUGGAGGUUAUAUAUUCCUCUCCCCACCUCUCGGGUCAAUCUUUGUUUUUAAGGAAAGCCAUAUAAUCAUUCCAUCCCUCUGUCAGGUAAACGUCCCUCCCGUGAUUGUGGAUACGUUCAGUGACCCGCUAUGUCAUUUCGAGCCCAAGCCCAUCGUCAUAAAAUCGGAUUAGAGCAUUAAAACUACUUCUUAUUUUUAUUACUUAAGUGUAGCUAUAGGGUAUUGGGGUUUUUCCCAACAUUCCAAAAGAGAAGUCCCGAUGUUCUUUCAUCUUCGACAUAUAUAUGUCGGGUUCGCAUUAUGAUUAGGGUUAGGGGCGUGUAAUGAAUCUUCAUUUGGAUUAAACAUUGUUGUUAUGCAAUAGAGAAGAUAUUUACUAGUACAAAUAUGAUUAUUAGUACAAGUGUGGAUAUUGCAGAAUUGACAAGUAACAGUGAUGAUUAGACACUAAUGACAAUGGUCUUAGGUUCGAUAACGAAUCCGCGGUCAACGGGAUAACAAAUGUACUUUCUUUCAAAGUUUAAGUCGGACUCGAUUUACUUGUCUAUGGUACAAGUAUUACUAAACUAGCUCUUUGUUAAAACGUAAAAAAUAUUCACCGAGCGUAAAGACGUUAUGUAACUCGUUAAUGAGAACUCACGAGAGAGAAUGACUUUCCGUCACGAUGAUGCUGCAGAGGAAAACUAUGAUGGGGUGUGUCUAAGGACACGAGAUCAUCGGAUUCGUGUCUAAGGAUCGUCGACAUCUGGUAAUCAUCUUACCCGAAGAAUAGGGUCUGCGUGUGGCGAGACACGGGACAGAAACCGUUGGAAUGUUUACUGUCGAGUGCCGCUACAACUAUUUCUUUUUAAGGAGAGCUAUACCGUUACCCUAUACCUUUGUUAGGCAAAACGUUCAUCCCUUAACCGCGGCUACGUUCGGCGACUGUUUGUCGCCUCGUGCCCAAAAGCUCAUUAUCACAAAUCUCGAACAAAUACAAUUGGAUUGAAUGACAACAAUUGCUUAAUUACGGCUGUGGUAGAAUUCAGAUUAAAGUGUUAAGGGGUUUUCCCAAAAUUCCAAAGGAAAGGCUUCGGUGUCCUUUCAUCUCCGACAUAUAUAUAUAUCUUCAAUAAUGAAAUCCUUUUAUAUAAAUUAGUGUAUAUAUACGUAUGUAAAUUAUAUGCAAUAAUAAUUACAUAUAAGAUAAAUAAAACAAAUUUAAGAGAAAAGAAGAGAAAAAGGAAUGAAUGAAAGGAAAAUCAGCCAAAUUAGAUCAAUAGUUUGUUACUCUGUUUUCAAAAUUCUCUUUUAUAUCUAACUUCAGUAAGCUCUCUGUUCAUAAAAUAUAUAAAAAAUAGAGAAUAAAGAAUGAAAUAAAACAACACGAAAAAGGAAAAAUGAAACAAGAUACAAAGACAUGAAAUUCAUGAGAAAUAUCAUUUUCAUUCUAUUGUUGUGUUUAUUUUUAUAUCCAGCUUCGGAACCCCUUUCAUAUUAACUCGUACGUGAAAUACAUCACCCUUCCUCUUGCUUAUGACGCAGACAUUUUCCAAAGGUACACCGACCCCUGCACUGUGGCUGGCUGGGGACGACACAUUCCUGGAUCCAAUGUACGUAGUUAAUCGCAUCUAAUUAUUUACUGUCAUCUACAAAAAUUGUUUUAUUGAUUGACAAGCGUAGAAACAUUCUGUUUAAACUUGUAUUGUACGAAGCGUAGAAAAUCCACAAGUGCUUGAAGCAUGAAUAUGGAAUAGAGUACAUGAAAGAAUACAGAGUAAAUAUAGAUCGUAUAGUGGAAAUCUAAAGUUGAAUUUCAUUAAUUCUUUGAACAGAAAAAAAAUGAAGUUUACUUCCAAUUUUAUUUUCUUCUCUAGAUAUGCUCUCAUCCUAUUUUGUGUUUUCUACUUACUUUGUUUAUUGUAUUGUAUUUUAUAGUUCUUUCUUUCUUCCUAUGACUUUUUCCUGUUGUUCAUAUUCCGAAUUUCGUUUCUGACUAUAGACUCUACGGUAUAAUUCUAACUUCGACAGUGAGUAAUAAAUCGACUAGAAUAGAAGAACUUUUAACUUGCUUGUGGUAACGCAUUUCAAUUUAGAAAGAUGAUUUUGAUUUUGAAUUUGAAUUUAAAAACGUGAUUUUAAAUCUGAACUUGAAUGUUUACAGGGAACGGGUUAAUAAGAGAUUUCAUUAAAUUAAUAAGGAAUAAUAAAUAUUCUAGUACAGCCAAAUAAUUUUAUUUAGAGAGGGUCUGGUACUUACCUUCGUAGUGUCCAAUUACCUUUGAUUCCACCGGAAAAAUGUCCAGUUUCAGGAGUAGAUAGUAAGUUGCAUUUAUGCGCAGGCGUAUUACAAGGUGGACGAGAUGCUUGUCAAGGUGAUAGUGGUGGCCCACUUUUAUGCAAUGGUACGCAAGUUGGAAUAAUUUCAUGGGGAAAAGGUUGUGCUCGUCCUAAUUGGCCAGGCGUGUAUUGCCGAGUAGACUUAUAUUUAAACUGGCUAAACGAAACUGUACAG